Messenger RNA from Sinocyclocheilus anshuiensis, 1523 nucleotides. Its product is annotated as heterogeneous nuclear ribonucleoprotein H-like. Bases 198 to 1409 code for a protein of 403 amino acids. NCBI's taxonomy places the organism in Eukaryota, Metazoa, Chordata, Actinopteri, Cypriniformes, Cyprinidae. Gene Ontology annotation, molecular function: RNA binding. The record is from RefSeq and is a predicted model, not a curated record. The transcript has 11 exons.
AGAGCGCCGUUUAGCGCUCGUUCAUACGUGAGCACAGUUCAGCUUCUCGCGUUUUAUUAUUAAUUUACUUAUUGUCGACAUAUAUAAGAAGUUAUAUGGUAAAAUACUUUAUUAAGGGGUAGGUAAAUCACGUCACUUUGCUUCGGUUGAGUAGAAGAAGCGUCUUUGCAGGGUUUACCAGAAGCGUUGUUUCCAGCAUGGCGGAUGGAGAGGGUUUUGUGGUGAGAGUCAGAGGUUUGCCGUGGUCCUGUUCUGUUGAUGAAGUUCAGAGGUUUUUCUCAGAGUGCAAAAUUGCAAACAAUGGGACAAGCAUACACUUCACAUACACACGGGAAGGGCGACCAAGUGGAGAAGCAUUUGUAGAGUUCGAAUCAGAAGAAGAUCUUAAAAUUGCAGUGAAGAAAGAUCGUGAAACAAUGGGCCACCGUUAUGUAGAAGUAUUCAAAUCCAAUAGUGUUGAGAUGGACUGGGUUCUGAAGCACCCCGGACCGAACUGCCCGGACACAGGAGGGGACGGCCUGGUUAGGCUUCGUGGUCUGCCUUUUGGAUGCAGCAAGGAGGAAAUUGUCCAGUUUUUUGCAGGGUUGGAAAUCGUGCCAAAUGGGAUAACAUUGCCGGUGGACUUCCAGGGGAGGAGUACGGGGGAGGCCUUCGUGCAGUUUGCUUCACAGGAUAUAGCCAAAAAGGCUCUAAAGAAACACAAGGAAAGAAUAGGGCACAGGUAUAUAGAGAUCUUCAAGAGCAGCCGGGCGGAAGUGCGCACACAUUAUGAACCCCAGCGUAAGGUCAUGAGCAUGCAGAGACCGGGCCCCUAUGACAGGCCUGGAGGCGGCCGCGGCUACAACAGUAUGGGCAGAGGAGUCUCCUUUGAGAGAAUGAGACGUGGAGGCUAUGGUGGAGAUGGUCGUUAUGGAGACGGCAGCUCCUCCUUUCAGAGCACAACGGGACAUUGUGUGCACAUGAGAGGCCUUCCAUACAGAGCCACUGAAACUGACAUAUACAAUUUCUUCUCUCCACUGAACCCAGUGCGUGUUCACCUGGAGAUCGGCCCUGAUGGAAGAGUAACGGGCGAGGCGGAUGUAGAAUUUGCCACACAUGAGGACGCCGUGGCAGCCAUGUCAAAGGACAAAGCCAAUAUGCAACACCGUUAUGUGGAGCUGUUCCUAAACUCCACAUCAGGGGGCGGAAGUGGAGGAUACGGUGGCCAAAUGAUGGGCAGUAUGGGAAACCAGUCAUCAUACGGACACAGCAGCCAACAGAUGGGCUCUGGCUACAGCGGAGGUUAUGGUAAUCAGAGUGGCAUGGGGGGCUACAGUGACUACAGUGAGUGUCAGCUCUUCCGUAGCUCUGCUAGCCGGUUCCCUGCCAAAUCCUAUCGCCCUUGGACCCCUAGGGGUAGCUGUUUGUAAUGCCUGAUUAAAAAGCCUUUCGUGUUAUCCUGUUGUAGCUGAUGAGGUAAUCAGGGCGGAAUGGGGAGCGGUUACUACGGUGGAGGGAGCCGCGGGUCCAUGGGAAUGAACGGC